AUGGCGUCGCGCGCGUGGGGAGUUGCCGCCGCGGCGGCCUCGUCUCGUUCCCUCGCCCGGCCGGUUCGCAAAGCGUGGGUGUCCCUUUCUGCCUCGUCUGCUGCUUCUCAUCGUUUGGUGGCUUGCUCGCCUCUCUCACCUGCGUCUGCCUGCGCCUCUGCGCCAUCGGCGUGCGCGUCAUCUGUGCUGUCGCGCGGCGGGUUCGCCGCCUUCUCCUCGGCGUCGGACGGCGGGAAAGCCGACUCUGGGCGCCACAGCUCGUCCUACCGUUCCUCGCACUCGCGUUCAUCGCAUCAGCGGCGCGGCGCCUCGGUGUCGGGCUCUUCAAGCAGCUUCAUCAAGUCGGUGCUUGCGCAAGUCAAGGAAGACAUGGAGAAGAACAAGGAACUGCAGAAGGCGAUGGAGGACUUGCGCGCCUCCUCGCUGUCGCAGAAGAGCGAGAAGCUGAGUACGCGUGUGCAGGAGGCGGCGUCGGCUGCGAGCGCCCUCGCCAGUCAAGUCGCCUCGCAGACACAGAGCUUGCUGGGAGACGCGAGCGAGAAGGCGACCCGGGUGAAUCAGCUGCUCAAGGAUAAGGCUUUUACGCCCGUGCAGAAGGCCACAGAGGAGAACGCGACGCUCCGCGGGAUCGCACAGAUAGUGGGGAAGGCUGGCGAGGGCCUGAAGGGGGCCUUUUCGAAGGUCGCGAGCGCCGCGGAGAUCUUCCGCGACGACGUCGACGACGCAGAGAAGAAGGCAGCCAAGUGGCGACAGGACAUGGCUGUGCAGAGAUACAAGGAACAGGAGGAGCGGAAAAAGCGCGAGCAAGAGCAGAUGGAGCGGAAGGAAAAGGGCGAGGCCGAGCCCACUGAGGCUGACGCGGAGAAGAAGAAAGGGGGCGACGAGCAGACCGCGUCGAGCCACGAAGAGCCGCGCGAAGACGCCCUCAUUCUCUCGCAGAGAACCUCCUGGGACCGAUUCUCCUCACGAUUCAAGGACAUGUCCUUCCUACAAAACUUCUUCGAGAACCCGCUGAUGGCGCAGCUCUUCGGCGAGACGGAGGUCGCCGCCUCGAUUCGCGAGAUGAAGAUCAUUGACCCGAAAUUCAAACUCGGGGAGCUGCACAACCUUAUGGAGCGUGUCAUUGCGGCGCACAUCGUCCAGGCCUUCCUUCUGGGGGAUGAGGAGACGCUCGCCAUCCACUGCGCAGAGGGCGCCUUCGCGGCUCUCCGCGCGUCGAUCGUCGAGAGGCGAGCGCAGCGCGUGCGCCUCGACAGCGAAAUUCUUCAUCUGGGCAACGUGGAACUUGUCGGCGCUCGACGCAGCCUGACGCCGCCGGUGUGCGCAUCGCAGAAGAUCUCAGAGGACGAGUGUCCGUGGUUCGUCUACACGUUCGCAUGCCAGCAACUCAACUGCCUGCGGUCGGAAGUCGACGGCAAAAUUGUGGAGGGUCGUGCAGACGACAUCCGCAGAGUUCUUUACUCGGUUGCCAUCGCCAAGCAUCCUCGACCCGAAACCGAAGGCCUGCUGUACCCCUGGAUGAUUCGCGAAAUCGCCAUUAUCGGCAGCGAGGCAGUUUGGUAG
Molecule: messenger RNA, 1563 nt
Organism: Besnoitia besnoiti
Lineage: Eukaryota; Apicomplexa; Conoidasida; Eucoccidiorida; Sarcocystidae
Product: putative inner membrane translocase TIM44
Exons: 6
Coding region: 1-1563 (520 amino acids)
Biological process (GO): protein import into mitochondrial matrix
Cellular component (GO): mitochondrial inner membrane
Molecular function (GO): protein-folding chaperone binding
Source: RefSeq, a predicted model, not a curated record